Messenger RNA from Populus euphratica (Euphrates poplar), 1672 nucleotides. RefSeq names its product transcription factor HEC2-like. The transcript has a single exon. Gene Ontology annotation, molecular function: protein dimerization activity; DNA-binding transcription factor activity. NCBI's taxonomy places the organism in Eukaryota, Viridiplantae, Streptophyta, Magnoliopsida, Malpighiales, Salicaceae. The record is from RefSeq and is a predicted model, not a curated record. Bases 659 to 1453 code for a protein of 264 amino acids. Gene Ontology annotation, biological process: regulation of DNA-templated transcription.
CUAAGGUAAUGAUGAAAGGGCGGCCAUUAAAGUCGCGCUUCUCUCUUUGGAAAGCUCUUUAGGCAAUGCCAGCACAUGUAGAGGGGCGGUUCAGCAGAACCUGAUCCGUCUCGAAGAGCGUUCCGUUUCUACGAGAGGAGGAGGUUAAUUGAGGGGUUAGAUGCUGUCAUGAUCAGGAUUAUGCGACACGUUGAGUAAUAAUGCAGUAGGUCUCUCCCAGCGCUUCCGUUUACAUUACCAAUACAUCCAGCGGCACUGGAUUCUCACCGCCAACUAGGAAGAGUAUCUCAUUUAAAGGAGACUGGUGAGAUUUCUGACACCUGUCAUGUGAGUGGGGUUUAGGGUUGCUGCAGAGAAGGUGAAUAUUGAGGCAAAGUUUUGACAAUUCAGAACAGAGACCCCAACAGUUCUUCUCUGUCGGGGAUUUUCUUAUUUAUUCAUUUUUCACUUUUAUUUCCUUUCCAUGCUCUUUUACUUCUCUUCUUUCUCCUCUGCAAAUUUUGAUGCAACUCUUAGUCUGUCUACACCCGCUUCUCCUCUAUCUUUCCCAUCCCUCUGUCUUUCAGUUUCGUUUCUCACUUAACUUCUCACCCCUUUUUUCUCUCCCUCAAACACUCUCUCUUUUGUAAGAAAGAGAGUGCUGAAAAAUAUAUAAGCCAUGGAAAGUGAUCAGUUAAGGUCUGCAACAGAAGAUCAGAUGGAAAUGAUGAAGCUGAUGGAAAAGCUUCCCGAGUUCUACGAUUCCUAUAACGAUGUUGCUAGUCAUUUACCCCCAACAGAGUUUCUUGCUGCAAGUGCAAGUAAUAUCUCCAUCUCGCAUUUCAACACUGAUAACCCACGCAAUGCUAGCUCACCUCCAUUUAUGACCCUACAAUCCACUUUAUCUUCUAAUAGUAACAGCACCCCGAUCCAAGACCAAUCCCCGCAAGAUUUCUUUCCCAGUCCCUCUUCGUCAAGAUGGAGAGGUCUUGGUGAAUUACCGGAGGCAAAUGAUUAUGCUACACCGUCACAAAAGAAGAAUUCAAUGGCAACAAUGAGGGAGAUGAUAUUUCGAAUUGCAGCCAUGCACCCAAUUCAAAUAGACCCAGAAUCAGUGAAGCCACCAAAACGUAGGAACGUGAAGAUAUCAAAAGAUCCGCAAAGCGUUGCUGCACGCCAUAGAAGAGAACGGAUAAGUGAGAGAAUAAGGAUACUUCAAAGACUAGUGCCUGGAGGGACUAAAAUGGACACUGCCUCUAUGUUAGAUGAGGCAAUUCAUUAUGUUAAGUUCUUGAAGACUCAAGUGCAGUCACUGGAGAGAGCUCAGUCUAAGAGGCCAACAACAACAACUGGGAUUGGAUUUCCCGUGGCAAAGUCUAGUGGGAGUUACCUUCCAAUGGGAAAAGGAUAUCACCAACCGCCUGCUUGUCGUCGUCAAAAUGUUCAGAAUUAUGGUGAUGCUCUUAGCUCAUGAAGGGAGUGGUGAGCUGGAUUUUUAAAUGCAUUUUUCUAGUGAGUAGUGAUAUCAUUAGCUAGUGGGGUUGUAAGGAGCUGUCUUUUAUGCAUGGCUUGUUCUAUCUUCAAAUCUUUAGGCCCUGUGAUCCUUGUUGUAUUGACAUCAAUAAUUACAAUCUCUGAAUGCAAUGUACAAAUGCUCAAAAUCUUAGGUGAACAUGUCAAUCUUUGUCUUAGU